ACCCUAAACUAAUUUUACCUUGUAAUAUCCUUUUAAGCUGUGUUUAAUAACAUUUAUCAAACAAGUUACUAUUAACAAUCUCAAACGCAGAAGUUUGUGUGGUGCAAACUGCUCCAAACUCUGCUUAUGAAACACUUUGAUCAUAACUACGUUACGUUUAAAUUUAUGAAGGGUUACCGCUGCUGGAAUUUAAAUAUUCCCUAUGAAACAUGGGCACAACUGCAAACAAAUUCAUUAACGAUACUACUCAAAACAGACAUAAAGCAACUUAAACUACUCCAGAAAUGACUCUAACAUCUAAGAUAACAACUAGAACAAGCAGUUUUUAGAUGUUACUGACGAACCAUGGAGCAACAAUACAGUGUCAGUCUACAAACUAGAGCUACACUGUGUUACCUUUAGGCUACUGUAGAGGUGCAUGAAGAAAUGAAUGAAAGAAGGAAAGGGUUACUUAAGUAUAUCAAACAAUGUAUAAUAAAUCAUUUCAUGGCAGGAGGAUGAAGACUUUGAUGCAAUAUGCUUCUUCAAUUGGAAAUUAAAGGACAGGUAGAUAGAACUGGUAAAGACAAAGUAGACUCAAUCUUCUGGGGUCUUUUCUUACCUUUCACAUAUCCAUCCCAUUUUUUCCUGUACAUCAAAUCCAUGUAGACAUCUGCACACAGCUCUGGGAGGCAGGUGGUGAGCUCACCAAAGACUUUGUACUCAUAAAGCCCAGUUUCCUGAAAACACAAUGCAAAAAGUUCCCUCUGCUUGAAUUGCAGGCCAACAUACCACACCCACAGUGUGUCACUAAUCCCAAACCACACAACUCUGAUUAGAGCCAGUCAGUGUAACACUCAUAAACACUCUGACAACAAGUGUGGAUGUGUUGGAAAGAUUCAAAAGUACAAUAAACAGGUCAGAGGAUGAUUUUCUCACACUAAUACCAAAUAAAACCAAACAAACUGCGUCUAUGGGUUGUGGUUUCAAGAUUCAUGCAUGACUACUUUAAGUAAAUCAAAGUCAAACCAAAACCCAUUCACAAAAACACACAUUUAAGAUAGCCUUGUUUUUUCCUGAAUUUCAACACCACAUUAGGACCUUGAAGUCAAUAAAAUAUUGAUUCCUUUACAAUAUUAUCUAAAUUAAAAAGGGGGUAUUUUUUCUAUAUAAUUUCAAUAUCAGGAGGUUUCAAGUUAAUGAUAAGAAGGGUUCUUUGGUGGCUAAUAAAAGUUCAUUAUAUUUCACUAGAUAUGUCUCAAAAUAUGAGUUUAAAUGUGGCACUCAUUCGACGCAUUAUUUUUUUCGUUUAUGUAUUCAUUAAGACUUUUAAUUUGUCUUUUCCAUUCAUGCCGGCUAAUCGAAUAUACAUUAAAUUUUACAGAUUAGUUCGUUUUUGCUCAGCUUUUUAUGCCAAAACGUAUUAAAGGCUAUAACCCUGAUGUGUCCAAUAUAUGCCGAAUUAAAGGCUGGUUCAUUUCCAUCUCAUUUAUCUGUUCAACCAGUUUUCAAAAACUAUAAAUGCUAGGCAAAAGUACUCGUAAAAGUAAAAUGAUAGUUUUGCCAAUGGAGUUUGGUUUGAUGUACUGCCUGGUUAUUAGUCCAACGAGUCUCCAUCGGUUUCCGGAUAGUUCUCGUGUCGGCCACUAGGAGAUUACUGCGGGUAUGUUUCCUAAUGCUCUUCUUCAUAGAUAACAUUAUAAUAAGGCUUUCAAAUGACCGCAAAAUGGGGAUUUUAAAGGUGUAACUGAGGAAACGCAAAGGAAUCCCAGCACUGAAUGGACGACCCCAUUCAUUCAGUGAGUCUCCGGCAGCUCCUUCGUGUGUGAAACCAGCGGGUUUGUGAUUUGUUUGAUUUGUUGUGGUACCUUAUCAUAAAGCCGGUAGAUUUUCACUCCCAUCGUCUCCGUAAAAAGCUCCCAUCCUCCCUCCAGCUGCGGUUCAUCCAGCUCCCUCCAAGCGCUCUGAAACUCCUCAUCUGUGAACUGCAGCGACAUGACGGCUCCCCCCUGACACUGACCUGUCAGCACUCUAUCACUUACAAUUCUCUCUUCCGGUCAAACCUUUCAAAAUAAGAGAAACCAAAAAGUAAAAACGUUUUCAUUUUUUCCUUACCUGGCAAUUUGAGAUGUUUUUACACGUUUAAACCGAAUUUUUAGCAUCUAGAAUCUUAUUUUAUCGAUAAUAUUUAUCAAUAAUUAAUUAAACAUUUAACAUAAGAUUAUUUUGUCCCUGUCUUCUAUAAAAAUUAAUAAAAGACUGCUGAAUAAUGAACAAAGUUUGACAUUUCUUAUCAAAUUGCUGAUUUUUCUGGAUCUUUUGAAGUUUUUGAGCUGUUUUGGAUGAUCAUUCACCCAUGAACCAAAUUUGGAAAUAAAUUUAAAAAAAAAAAUUUUUUUAGUAUAGUUUAACAUUUCCAUUUGAAUUUAAAUUGAAUAAAUGUAAUGAUAAAAUAUAAAUAAAUUUGAAUUCAAAAUUUUAAUUUUCAUUUAAUUUUAAUUUACAGUUUGAAUUCAUUUGAAUUUCCCUUUGGGGAUGAAUAAAGUUAUUCUUAUUCUUAUUCAUAUUGCAAUUAAACAAAUCAAAAAACAUUGAUGCAAAACAUAAUAUAAUUUUUUUUCCAUUUGAUAUAAUAAAGAGCCUUUUGAAUUUAGUGAAAUAAUGCAGAGUACAGUAGAAUACAUUUUCAAUAUAUAUUAUGAAACAAACUGUGGGAUAAGAUAAAAUUAAAAAAAAUUUGCAAAAUAUAAACCAGUAUUAUGCUCGAUUAUGUUCGAUAACCACGUGAUAUUAUGUAAUACUAUAAUAAUAUAUAGUGUAUGAUAAUGAAUAUAUGAUAGUUUAUUAUGUCAUAUCAUACUAUAUUCUAUAUUAAUAUGAUUUGAUAUCAAUAGUAUCAUAUGCAUAGAUUGGAAAGCUGUUUUUCUAUAUUUUUAUUUUUUAUUUUCCAACUAUCUAACUAUUUCAGCUAAAUGAACAUAAAUGCUGUUUACUUGGAUAUAUUCUGAUGCAUAUAAAAUUGUAUGAAUUACUAAAAUACAACAGAGAACACAAUGCGGAUUACCUAAAACACUGCAGUAUGGCACAGUAUAAUAACAUACUAGAAACCUUACCUAUUUUUUGUUCAAUCCAAAUAAUUUUCUAAUACACUCUUUAAGAUACAUCAAGAAUAAAAAUUGAAAAUUGUUUUCUUCAGACUCUGAUAGAAACAUGAGUUUUAUUUUCUAAGGCUUGCCCGGAAGUUGUAUUCCCCCAUAUUGUUUGUAACUUCACAUUGCAGUCAUCGAUACUUGAAAUAGUUGUUCUGAAUGGGGAUGGCAGUCCGACCCGCAGCCCUGAACCUGAGGACUGAGUUGGGGGAGUCAGGUUCCAGUCCGGCUCAGAGAAACUCUGUUCGUUUGUUUCAGAGCGACACAGGAGGAGAAAAACACUUUUAGUUAUUUUAAUUCAACUUGAGUUUUAUCUGAAAGAAGUUUCCCUGCUGCAGAGGAGCGUCAUGGAGAACUUGAGCUGUGAGGUAAAACCUUUUCUCUGCUGUCUGUGUCGAGCAUGACGAGAGAUAACCUUACCCUGAGACUGACUGAGCAGCUUCACUUUGACUUAGACGGAAACUCCUGCACUUUAACCGGCUUCUUUUAAACUCACUUUACAUAGAGAGGCUGCAGGUCUGUCUGCAGGUCAUUUAAAAGAAGUUUUACUAAAUCAACAAAAACUUCUGCAGCCUAAUAAAUUAUUAAAAUACAACUAAAACACCUGUGUUCAUUGGUAGACUAAAACCAGAAACUGCCUUACAUUUAAAAUACACCUCUUUUUUUUUUCUUUAAAUGCUCUCACAUAAGCAAAUGUUGAUAAGUCUUGUUUAAUAGUUACAACAAAAACUAUAUUUUAUAAUUCAUGUUUUUUUCUUUUUAAGUAUAAUUUCAAAUGUUUUCAUUACGAUAACUUCCAUUUUCCGAUUCCUGGUGCACAAAGCGGGUCUUUGGAAGGACAAAAAUCUUAAAAUUGGUUGUAAUUUUGACUGUCAGAGCUUAAAAAACACUCUCACGCUAUGAUAACCAUCUUUUAAGGCGGUUUUAACAAAUAUUUUACAUAUAUGCUUCUUUUCCCUGCCUUAAAACUUAACCUAAAUUUGUUAAAGUUGCCCAGAAACUUUAUUUUUAAUUAUCUGGGGUCCUCUAUCCCUCUCUUUUAAAAAAAAAUCUUCCUUUUGCACUUAAAAACAUAAAAAUUAGACUUAAUUUUAGAAGUGAUUAACAGUUAUUCUCUGAAUGUAAAUCUGUCAGCCUGAAACAUUUAUUCUUAAGGUACUUCUUGAAGGUGAUGUGGACUGUCAGAGCUUAAGUAAUACAUUUUUAUCAAAAUAUUGUUGCUGAUUUGCCUGAAACAGAGUGCUAAAACAUUCAAGUGAAGUAAAAAAAUGGCUUUAAUCACAGUUUACUUCAGUUGAAGGAAGAUUUGCAGUCUGUGAACCGUCUCAAGUAAAAAGCACACAUUUUAAAUGUAGUGCAAGUAUCAUAUGCCUGUUUUUAACCCAUAUGUGGAGUGAGGUACGCACCUCAAAUUAUGUGGAAGCAACAUUUCCCCAAACUUCAGCUGUAAACUUACCAACAGCAUUCAUGUGUGAGGAGUGAUUUGGCAUCUGAAACGUUAAAGGGGGAAGAUAUUGAACAAUUUUGCAGCGCUUUUUACAGUAUUGCACUUCACUGAUAGUCUGUGCACACUGAAGUCAUGUCUGAGGGUGCAGAGAAUUGUUUUUAUGGUCCAAAGAAAGACUGAAAUUAACAGGAAUACAAGCCGGACAGUUUUAUACUGUAAUUUUUUCAGUGCCUGUGAUUGCUGUGAGGAGAUAGGUGCCCAACAAGAUAACAGAGGCAUGUUGAAAAGACCAUUUACUACUUUUUCACUGCAAGCUCUCACAGAGUGACACAUCCGACUUGAUUUGGACAAGAGGUUAUACUUUGUCCACAGGGGGGCGCCAAAGUUGACACAGACAGAAAAUUCCGAAUGGGAGCUUUAAACAAAAACUGUCAAAUUUGUUCUUCAGCUUUACUGUCACAUAUAGAUACAUACACUUGUCAUCCUGCUCCUCUCCCUGCUCUCCUCUCUCCAGCUGUGACUCCCCGUUCAUUUGUAUCUGUUGCCAAGAGUGUUGUAACUUCAGCACUACUGCCUGGUGCUCCUAAACUUUGUUUCUCAUUGGUCUGAGCUGCUUAUGAUGAAGUGACAGUGAGAGCUGUUCAAGGGGAGGGGUCACACCCAAGCUGUACUGUUAAAAAAGAGAGGGAGGGUGUGCUUCAUUCAACAUGUAGGACGUAUUGGUGGCAAAAUAUCGUUCAGUCUCGAUUGUCAUAUUUUUGUGAUCACUGAGAGCCAAAAUCCUGAUCGAAAUUGAAACCGGAUUAAUCACCCAGCUGUGUCUCUUCAUGCUCUCUCUGUCCCUCUGCUUUACUAACACACACCUACCUCUCUGCCCGGCAGCACUACACAUUUACUCCCAACAAGUACAUUUUGCAGCAACUUUCUUGCACUCCCAAAUUUUGUUGUACAUCCUUUUUCACUCCUAAUGAUGAACUAUAAUAGCCCGCUGGCUCUGCUGUGAAAGAAGGGACCAUAAUUUUGUCUUAAAUAUCUUGUUUUUAUGACUGAGAUUAAAAUGAGAUUGCCAGCCGAACUGUGAUUCAUCAAUUGCUAAACUUUUCUCUGACUUUAACCAUCAUCAAUUUCAAAAUGUAAAAACAAAGAUUUGUUUUUGUCAUUUUGUUUCACUUUCCUAAAGAAUUAUCUUGUUUUCAUUAUCCCAAAGAGAACAAACUCUGCAUCACGUCACAAGCGAAGAGUGAAAUCUCUCAUUUUCAAGUUUGGUUGACUAACGUUUUAUCUACAAAUUAUGUUUCUGAUAGUGUGUUUCAUCAAUACAAGCUCAUAUAAUGUGCUGGGAAGAGUGAAACAAACCCAAACUAUGACUUCUUCAUGGUGUCAGGGAUGUACCCCAGUUGAGAGAUGAUAUCUGUUAUGUUUAGUGCUUUAAGGUGGAGAACCAAAACUCCUCCUCAGUGUUGGUUAAGAGCUCAUCACACAGAAUUUCCACCCUCCUUGAUGCUGACUGAAAGCAGCUUGUUUUCGCACUCGGACUCUGAAUCCCAGCUCUCCUCGCUGCAGACGUGACAGAGGCCGGGGAAAUGCGUGCUUGUGAAAUUGCAGGUGAUUUGGAGGCUCCUCGCGUUUCACGGAGCGGUUUGUAAUGUCAUAUCCUGCGCUCUCCAGGGAAUGUCUCAGCUCGUGCUGGGCCGGGCACUCCUGCGUCAUUCAGAUGGCUCCUCUGAGUCAGGAGGCCGCCGGGUGGAGCGAAGAGGGGUGACUUUAAAGCUGCGAGGGGAGCUCUGGGAUUGUUGGUGGGAUUGUGAAAUGUGGUGUUGGAUUUUAACAAAAAGCAUCUGCGGGGUCAGUUUUUCUCUCCUGGAGAGCUGAGUCAGGCUUUGAGCAGAAAGUUUAACCCAUCACUGCCUCCAUUUGUUUGAAUUAUUUCAUCAUAUUUUGAAAUCUAAGUUUUAGAAUUGUUGCAGUAGAUGCUUUAGCCUGCAGCUAUGAAACAGACAGCAGCCAAAUCUGCAUCCAAUCAGAGAUCUGCUGACUGCUUGUUUUUGUCACAGACAGACAGGUUCAGAUUUUUAUCUAAAGUCCCUGACAGCAUUAUAGAAAGACUUAUGCAAGAAAUGUCAACAGUCACUUGACAGUAAUUCUGCCUCAGCAGGCUGGUUUUCUGGAGUAUUGUCGAGCUGAACUUUUUAUUGUAUAAACACUUGCAAUGCACGCAUGGGCGCAGACAUGCAAUUUCAGUCAUGUGACCCUUUAGGGCUGCAACUAAUGACCAUAAUCAUGGUUGAUUGGUAGAGCUGGAUCGUAUUUUAUUUCAUUGAUGAUUAUGGCUCUCCAGGAUUUUUCAAAAUGUGAUAGCUGAGACUGAACGAUCGCUCCUUUCGUCACCUUCCCUUUCUUUUGCCACAGUGGAGACAGAUCUGAUUUUGACCUCAACAGAAAGAGCUCAGAUCGAUGCGCAUCAAAGUUUGGGGAUAGUGUUGGGCUGUAUGAACAAAAUCUUGUAUCACAGUAUGAGUAAUUUCAUAAUAGAGCUUGGCGUGUUUCAUCUUUAGGUGGUGGAAGAGGUUGCUGGUGUUUCCUCCUCCAGCAACGACAGCCACACAACACUCUUUGCGUAGUAUUGUUCUUUGAUCAUUGUCUGAUUUUCUCCAGACAACCAACUCGCACCCUUUUUUGGAACGAGUUCCUCCUCCUCUUCCUCAUGUUGGGUGGGUCGGGCUGUCUCUGUUUGCUCGGUACUGCCACUAACCUCCGUGUCGGCCAUAACCACCCCCAGUGAAGCGGUUUCUUCUUUGUCGAAAUCAUGCCAAGCAGUUUGCAGGACACACUGGUGAUUAUAGGGAGUGCACCCAAACAUGACCAAACAAACAGAGCGAACAAACUCUGCACGACACGCUGGUGAAUAUACGGAAACGCACCCAAACGGAUGUGCUCUGGCUUUUCUGUUCGCGACUGAAGACAACUUCACUGACUCAGAGAGAUGCAGCAGACAUCCGCUCUCUGUCUCUGCGGUAUUAACGGUAUAGCAAAAUUUCUACCGGUAGACACUUUUAUACCGUCAUACAGUAUAUACCGUCAUACCGCCCAACACUAUUUGGGGGCGUGAGGAAGUUGCAAGUCUCACUCAUCAGCAAUUCAACAUCAGAGUAUAAACUUCUGUCUCACAGCGAGAACUUCACUGAUGACUCUGAUUCACCGGUCAUCAGUUUCCUUUUAAAUAUGUAAUAAAUUCUGUAGACUCUUGUCAGGAUUCAGUUCUUUUAGAAACAAAAUCAAGAACUCAAAAAAAGGUUGUGAAAUUGGGUUAGAAGCACAAGAAUUGCUCUUUCAUGGUUAUUUUCUUUCUUUGCACAGACUGGGAGACCCUAGCAAGGGAAAGAAUUAAGAGGAACCAUCUGUGGUUGGUCAACGGAGGGUUUUUUUGAUCCUGCGAUGCCAGAAGAAGCCAACAAGGACACCAUGAGAACGCCAGCGACCCCCGAGAAGCCCAGCAACAACGAGACCCCCACUGCCCCCUGUGAUGUUACCACAGUCAGCAUCCCAUUGGUCAAUGAAGUCCAGCUGACCGCAGCCACAGGUGGAGCGGAGCUGUCCUGCUAUCGCUGCACCGUCCCCUUUGGCGUGGUGGUCCUUAUCGCCGGGAUUGUGGUCACCGCUGUGGCGUACAGCUUCAACUCCCAUGGGUCGACCAUCUCUUACUUCGGGCUGGUGCUCCUCUCAGCCGGGCUGGUGCUCCUGGCGUCCAGCGCUGUCUGCUGGAAGAUCAGACUGGAGAGGAAGAAGGAGCGCAGACGGGAGAGCCAAACCGCCCUGGUCGCCAACCAGAGGAGUAUUUUUACUUAAGCACAUUGCGGUUCUGGACAUGAUUCUUGAGAUUGAUUUGGAGGACCAGCUGCGGACGGAUGUUAUGAUGGAUUUCCGACGUGUUUUAAGCUUUGUCUGCAGACUCUCAAGGCCAUGAACUGCAGACUUUGGAGACAUUUUAAGGGAUUUAUUCAUCAAACAGACGUGGAACAUCUGGAGAGCUGGGAACGCAGCCAGGAGGAGUUUAUCACAAUUAAGAUGAAUUACAACUGUGCAAGGCAACGAAGAGGAAGUUCACCAUUAAUCUGAGUGGCUUUGAUUGUAAUGGGAGUGACUGCGGUUUAAAAAUCCAAGAAAAUCUAGGACUGUGAUUUACGACUCAUUUACUCCGCUUCAACUUUGGACAUAACCGUUUAUUGAUUCUCCUCUAACAGGGAUUUAUUAUGACUUCCCUUUACUGGGAGUAUGGUACUAAUAACGAGGAUUGUGUAAAAAAUCUGCCAAUAUAACCUGCCAGAUUGAAUCACACAUGAUAUGAAACAUAAAAGAGAAUAUUUAUCCUCUAACACACGCGUCCUCUUUAAGCACUUUGAUCCUUCAUAACCAAUCAUUCACAUCUAUCAAUGAAUUAAACAAGUAACAUGUCAAAAACACGUCAUUAACGCCACUUUAGGCAAAGUUUAAACACCCAAACACUUCAUAUCGUGUCAAGCUGUAACACUAUUGUCCAUACUGUAAAGGUAUAUUGUAAAAAUGUAGCAUAUGUUUUAUUGUAUAUGUAAUCGUUUGCAUGUAUGAACUGUUAUCAGGACGUUGUGAGGUUUAAUAAACUCAUUAAUAUGAAUGUAAUCAUGUGGGAGAGCAUGUUAGUGUUUAUUUCAAACUCCUUUGAUGGCUGCAUGGAGGUACAGGUGUCAGACCAGAUGGGUGAAGCAAAUAUUAAAUAAUUGAUCCGA
This is a messenger RNA of Xyrichtys novacula (pearly razorfish), 9338 nucleotides long. The record is from the annotation of a GenBank genome assembly. Lineage: Eukaryota; Metazoa; Chordata; Actinopteri; Labriformes; Labridae.